This is a messenger RNA of Aspergillus affinis, 1344 nucleotides long. RefSeq lists its product as uncharacterized. The coding region runs from base 1 to 1344 and encodes 447 amino acids. The record is from RefSeq and is a predicted model, not a curated record. The transcript has 2 exons. NCBI's taxonomy places the organism in Eukaryota, Fungi, Ascomycota, Eurotiomycetes, Eurotiales, Aspergillaceae.
AUGUGGCGCAUCGCCGAGUGGGAACGUAAACAUCGUCUUUGGUUCAGCGAUGGUGAGCCCAUUGACGCUCUCCGGCCCAUCGAUAACUUCGAAACCCGCGCAGGUCUCUCUUCCAGGUUGAUCGUGGAUAAGCUAGGGUUUCUGGAUUUGACAGAGAUACCAUCAGCCACGACAGUAGCCCUUGAUGCGAAUGGAUCAGUGAUAGAAUCUGCCCCGAACAUCAACCCAGAUACAAAACAGCCUAUGGACCUAGCUAUCCAGAUCAACAAAGAUACCAAAUCUGUCAUAAUAAGCAUCAUCCCCCUUGAAGAACCGUGUUUGGGCGAAGACCUCGAAUAUCUCUACAUCCACCCACGAACCCCUAACACGACCAUCCCCCUAAAGCCACUCCCCAACCCUUCCUCGGUGGACGUCAAGUUCCUCAAAUCGAUGAUCCGCAAAUCCUACAUCCCCUACCAAAACAUCCCCCCGUCGGCCGGCGGCAAACACAAAACCACCAUCAACCGUCUCGGAAAACGCUUCUUCCCUUUCACGACUCACAGCUUCGAGUUGGCACUCUGCAUCUACGACUGGACGACCGCGUCAUUCGUGCGUAACGUCCUGUUCAAGAUCUUCGAAUAUACUCCCCCACUGGAAGAUCUCACUACCAGAAUGUCAUCCACCUCUGCGUCUACGUCACUAUAUCAACUUGACCUGCCGAGCAUCACUCAUCAGAUCUACACCAGUAACUGGGACACUUACACCCCAAACGAUAAAGCCUACAUGAACUCCUUCAUGAUGAAACCCGCAUCCUCGCUCGCCGAAGUCACGACCCAACUCAACAAAGUAGCUCCGCAGGUGCACCGGCUCAGCGACAUCCAGAACCGAAUCAUGGGGUUAGCUGUAUCUUCUCUCCCGCGGAUGUCAGUUUAUAAACGACCCGUCGUGUACAGCGGCCAACCUGACAUGCGACAACUAUCGCUAAAUCAUUUCGGGAUCGGGUUCCGGGAAUGUACAUGCACCGUGAAUCCCGGGGAGCCCUUACGGAUUGACGUGGAUGUCUUUCUGAGGGAGUAUGUGGUUCAGGGGAAGAUUUUGACGACGAAGGCGUUCAUGAGUUUCACGGAUAGUAAAGACACGGCUAUGGGGUAUAGCAAUGGCUUGUUGUUGGUGGCAAAGCCGGGUAGUGAAUCUGCGGUGUGGGAAGGGAUGAGUCUUGUUACGCCGUUGGCGGUCGAUGGGCAGAUUGAGUAUACGUUUUUGCCGGGGACGAAGUUUCAGGUGGACGGGGUGAGGAGGGAGGGGGUUGGGGGGAGGGAGAUUGUUGUUGUUGAGUUGGUCCUUGUGUCGAGUGGGAACGAUUGA